AUGAAACCGGUUGACUUAUGUGGUGAUGGUAGAUCAGACAGUCCUGGUCAUAGCGCAAAAUAUGGUACAUAUUCCUUAAUGGAUGAAACUUCAGAGAAAAUUAUUGACUUUUCUCUUGUUCAAGUCUCUGAAGUUUCAUCCUCUAAUGCAAUGGAGAAAAAAGGAUGCCAAAGAGCACUUGACAAUGUCAUUGAGCAAGGUGUGAAAGUGAGAUCAUUGACAACUGACCGCCACAUUCAAAUAACCUCUGAAAUGCGAAAGAGGUACUCUUCCAUAGUGCACCAAUAUGAUGUUUGGCAUCUCUCAAAGUGGGUGACAAAAAAAUUGACAGAGAAGGCAAAGAAAAAAGAAAAUCAUGAGCUACUAGAGUGGAUUCAGUCUGUAUCCAAUCACCUUUGGUGGUGUGCACAAAGUUGUCAGGGAAAUGCUGAAGUGCUCCAUGAGAAAUGGGUGUCCAUUUUACAUCAUAUAGUCAACAAACAUAAUUGGAGAAAUAGCAAACAUUUUUGCAAAUGUGCACAUGGCCCUUUAUCUAAAAACAAAGAAAGAAACACGAAAUGGUUGCAGGCUGGAUCUGCCCCACAUAUAGCAUUGGAGGCGGUUGUUCUGAAUAGAAAGCUUUUAAAAGAUAUACAACAGCUUACAGAAUUUCACCAUACUGGCAACCUUGAGGUCUACCAUUCCUUGCUGCUAAAAUAUGUACCAAAACGUAAACACUUCUCAUACAAGGGAAUGGUGGCCUGUACUCAACUAGCUGUGAUUGAUCACAACUCCAACACUGCAAGGAGGCAAGCAACAGUCACCAGAGGUAAGGAAGAAGGGGAAAAAAGUGAAACCAGUGUUGGAGAAAAAGUGUUUUGA
Molecule: messenger RNA, 861 nt
Organism: Xenia sp. Carnegie-2017
Lineage: Eukaryota; Metazoa; Cnidaria; Anthozoa; Malacalcyonacea; Xeniidae
Exons: 2
Coding region: 1-861 (286 amino acids)
Source: RefSeq, a predicted model, not a curated record